UCCCUUUCACAAACUCCAUCAUGUUUACUUCUCCCUUCAUCAUGUUUGCGCUGGUCAGCUUCCUCGCUGGCGCCAAUGCGUGUAUACGGUGCCCAGCCACAGUGAGGGUCGACGGUGGUACCAAGAAACUACACGAUAACACCACACGCGACCAGUUCACAUAUUGCAACUACGAUAGUGUUCCGCUCUACCUUUCCAGUACUGUCUGUAUCUACCACCUCGAUAACGGCCAGUUGGUGCCAAAUCAGGCUGAUUUUUGUCCGGCUGCAGUGGCUGUGAAGAAUCACUGCUGAACGUGAUGUGAGGAGAUGGGGGAGACGAUACACCCAACAGAAGGAGGAAUGUUCGUCUGCAGACAGCUGGGUGUAUGCCAGUACUUAGAUCAACAUCUGUUACAAAAA
Molecule: messenger RNA, 401 nt
Organism: Suillus paluster
Lineage: Eukaryota; Fungi; Basidiomycota; Agaricomycetes; Boletales; Suillaceae
Exons: 3
Coding region: 21-293 (90 amino acids)
Source: RefSeq, a predicted model, not a curated record